ACCCCCGCACGAAGACGUAAACGAACGCGCCAUCUCCCUCCCGGCCCGUCGAACGCGUCCCGACCAGCGCCACUCCCCUCCGCCCGCCGACCCGGCUCGCCCACCACAAAAAAUCUCAUCCACCACGACCCCUUCCUUCUUCAAGAACGCCAUGGAAAUCUCGCGCGCUCGCUGCGACUCCUCCUCCUUCUUCUUCUUCCCGUAGCUUCCCGCGCUCUAACCGAGCCCAAGGUACGCGACGCGCGGCACACCGGAACCUGUUCGCUUUCUCCUAUUGCUCUGGUCGUGCGACCUGUGACCUGUCAUCCAUGGCCAUGGCCGCGCCGUGGUCGUCGUCGUCCUGCUGCACCGCGACGGCGUCGACGAGCGCCCCGCGGCCGCUGGGUCCGGGGAGCCCCAAGGGCGCGGCUUGGCCGGCCGGUGCCGGCGGGUCGAGCUGCACGGGGCAGCGGAGGAACAGGCGGCGGCGGCGGCGGCUGUCCGUCUGUGCCACGGCGGCCGCGCCGCCGCCGCCGCCGCCCGUGGACUACGCGGACGCCAGCGCCGCCGGCGCCGACGCCGACUACGUGGCGUCGCUCAAGGUCAAGCUGCUGAGCGCGGUGUCCGGGCUAAACCGCGGCCUGGCGGCGGGCCAGGAGGACCUGGACCGCGCGGACGCGGCGGCGCGGGAGCUCGAGGCGGCCGGCGGCGGGCCCGUGGACCUGGGCAGGGACCUCGACCGGCUGCAGGGCCGGUGGCGCCUCGUGUACAGCAGCGCCUUCUCGUCGCGGACGCUCGGCGGCAGCCGCCCUGGCCCGCCCACCGGCCGCCUCCUCCCCAUCACGCUCGGCCAGGUGUUCCAGCGCGUCGACGUGGUGAGCCGGGACCUCGACAACAUCGUCGAGCUCGAGCUCGGCGCGCCGUGGCCGCUGCCGCCGCUCGAGGCCACGGCCACGCUGGCGCACAAGUUCGAGAUCGUCGGGACGUCGGGGAUCAAGAUCAGUUUCGAGAAGACGACGGUGAAGACGAGGGGGAGCCUGUCGCAGCUGCCGCCGCUGGAGGUGCCGCGGAUCCCCGACAACCUGCGGCCACCGUCCGACGCCGGGAGCGGCGAGUUCGAGGUGACGUACCUCGACGGCGACACGCGCGUCACCCGCGGGGACAGGGGCGAGCUCCGGGUGUUCGUCAUCGCCUGAGCCGAUGGACGGAUGACCACUGGAUCUGCCCAAGAAUGUCCUGAGUUCUGACCAAUGUUGUAGCAAUCCGUUCGUCCAUCAUACUACGGUAAUCUGGCAGUACGUAGAACUCGAGCAUCCAUAAAUCGAGUUGCGCAUUGCACUUUGCAAGGGUGCUGCCAUUUGUUUAUGCAUUUCUUCUUCCGGUUGAAUCGAUGAGCAACGCUACGAUUGAUUGAUCGUGCACUGCGAGAGAUAAAA
Molecule: messenger RNA, 1415 nt
Organism: Panicum virgatum (switchgrass)
Lineage: Eukaryota; Viridiplantae; Streptophyta; Magnoliopsida; Poales; Poaceae
Product: plastid-lipid-associated protein 6, chloroplastic-like
Exons: 3
Coding region: 309-1175 (288 amino acids)
Source: RefSeq, a predicted model, not a curated record